Aspergillus steynii IBT 23096 is the source of this 2613-nucleotide messenger RNA. RefSeq lists its product as uncharacterized. The record is from RefSeq and is a predicted model, not a curated record. The transcript has 4 exons. Lineage: Eukaryota; Fungi; Ascomycota; Eurotiomycetes; Eurotiales; Aspergillaceae. Bases 106 to 2613 code for a protein of 835 amino acids.
CGUCGGUCAUUGCAUUCACAAGUCGUUUAGUACCGGGACUCGUCUUCCCCUAACGCUCAACAUAUCCAUGGCGACGAGCGUGGCACGACUGGGAGCAGACGCAAAAUGCCUCGCAACUGGUUGAACCCUCGUCAUUUCCUGAAUCGCAAACCGAACGACAACGGAUGGGGUCAGUUUAUGCUGCGGGACCAGACAGACUUCAAAUCAUUCAAUGCAACAAGCGGCAGUCUCGACGAUGUAUCCCUUGCGAAAUCAUUCACCCUCUGGGCCAAGAAACGACCGACUCUGGGUCCUCCGAAAAUCUGCAUAACGACCGCGUCCAUAGUUGUCGGCCUCAACAUUGUCCUCACGCUUGUCGCAUUCGGCAUCGGAUACUCGAAAUACAGUCCGAAUGGGUUCGUCACUGUGCCGUUAUACACGGGGAGCUGCUCGGUUUCGAAGCACUGGUCGAUUGGGUUGCACGUGUUGAUAAACGCGCUGGGGACGGCCAUGUUGGCUGCUAGCAAUUAUUGCGCGCAGUAUCUUGCCGCUCCGACUAGGGAGGAUGUUGACAAGGCGCAUUCGCGUGGAUCAUGGAUGAAUAUUGGCAUUCCGAGCGUGACCAAUAUCUGGAGAAUGAAGUGGAAGUAUAAGAUUCUGUGGCUGGUCUUGAUGGUUACGUCGCUGCCGAAUCAUUUAAUAUACAACUCGGUGAUUCUGAACUCGAAGUCCACCAAUGAAUACGGAGUGAUUGUGGGACCCAGCGACUACAACGCGUCUAAGCCGCUGAACGUUAGCGAUGAAGUGGCAUCUUGCUUUCCUGACAGAUUGAGACAGUCCUACAGCCAGUUCAACGAGGAAAUGAAUACGGGGAAAUUCGAAAUCUUGACCAAACGGCAGUGUCUAGACAAGCUAGCUGUGAACUUUCCAUCCGAUCAAGGGACAGUCAUGAUUCUAUCCAAGAAUCUCACCGCAGGGGAGCAAAUUCCGCUCGCGUCGGUGGGAUUCGGAAAUGAGAUAGAACAAGUAUCCGCUGGUUUGCCCUCCUAUCAGUGGAUGUGCCCUAACCUCACGCCAGAUGGCUGCCCCAUCCCGAAGAUAAAAGAAGAUAUUGAUCAUUGGUCAGUGUAUGCGAUGCCAUGGGUGGUUUCGGAAUGGAGAGUGACUGUCCCGGCCAGAAAUGGCCAGACAUUGACUUAUCAAAAAAACAAUUAUACGGGCUGUCCAGACUGGGGCAGUGAGGAUUACUGUUUGGACCUUGACUAUCUUGCACUAUUGGGGUGGGAAUACGGAGGUAGUUCUGCCCAUAAAUUUAACACUACAAUACAUGACCCUUCGCGGUGGCACGACAGCUGGGCGGCAGAUGUGCAUUUUGAGCAGGCAAACACUACCUGUCGUCGCUCGUCUUAUGGGUGGAUAGAGGUAGGUUAUGUGGGUGAUAGUUACACAGUUGAUAGCUGCCUGAGUAUGCGCGUGGAAGAGCGGUGUCAGCUGCUUUUCAUUCCGCCAUUUGCUCUAAUAGUCAUCGGCUGUGGCAUCAUUAAGCUCUCGUGCAUCGCUUUUAUAGCCCAUGGUGCAUCGGCCAACAAGCUGUUGACAGUCGGGGAUGCAAUUGCCUCGUUUCUGACCAGGCCUGAUCCGCACACGACCCAGCGGUGUCUGAUCUCGAAGAGUGGCUGCAACACCGGUUCUUCGUGUUGGGAAAUCGCGACACAACCGCAGGUGCUAUCGAAGCAACGAAAAUGGUGGUGGCAAGCGGGCAGCGGGUUUUUAUGGACCAUGACCAUCUGCCUUUGCUCUGUGACGAUUGGUGUGGCGGGCUAUCUUCUUCACCAAGGACUGAAGGAGCCAAGAUUGGAAAUGGCCGGUGGUACAGGCCUCAAAUCAUUAUGGGCACUCGGAUUAGGGAGCGUGAGCUUCGCCACCAUAAUCGCUCAAAUCCAGUCCACCAUGCUAGCCAACGUCCUUCUAGCCAACGUCCCACAGCUCAUCGUGUCCAUUUCCUACUACUUCUACAACGCCCUCAUGACUUCCAUGAUAGUAUCCGCCGAAUAUGACAGCUACGCGCUCGGUUCCCCGGGAGUCGACAGUGCCGGGAAUCCCACCCUGAGACCGAACAAGCCGCUGCGGGUGACUGGCGUUGCGGAGGGUGCUCAACGCAGGUCCUUUUUCCUGGGACUUCCCUCCCAGUAUAGCUUACCGUUGAUGAUCUGCUACACUGUGCUUCACUGGCUAGUGUCUCAGAGCCUGUUCUACAUCCGUGUCUGCCUCUAUGACGUCCAUGGGCGCUAUGUCGAGUCGGCGGACGUCAAUGCUUGUGGCUGGUCGCCUAUGGCUAUUAUCUUCGCAUUGGCGCUCGGCGGCUUAAUGUUCUUAAUGCCGUUCCUGAUGGGAAUGAGACGGUUUCGGUCGCGAAUUCCUCUAGCAGCUAGUUGUAGUGUUGCUAUCAGCGCGGCUUGUCAUCCGCCGAUGGGAGAUUCGUAUGCUGCGUACGGGAAUGUUGUGUGGGGCGAGAUUAUUCCUACGAUGGGAUGUAUAGGAGAUGAGAGUGAGAGUCAAGAGAAGGGCAUACCUCACUGUUCUUUUACUUCGCAGGAAGUUAGAGUUCCUUCUGUAAACACAGUCUAUGUAUGA